Molecule: messenger RNA, 2053 nt
Organism: Gekko japonicus
Lineage: Eukaryota; Metazoa; Chordata; Lepidosauria; Squamata; Gekkonidae
Product: poly(rC)-binding protein 3-like
Exons: 15
Coding region: 431-1465 (344 amino acids)
Biological process (GO): negative regulation of mRNA splicing, via spliceosome
Cellular component (GO): cytoplasm; nucleus
Molecular function (GO): mRNA binding
Source: RefSeq, a predicted model, not a curated record
AGGAAAUUUCUUCUGCCUUGAGACUGGGUAGUCCGACAGCAUUCUACAGUUGCAAGUAAUCGUUGGUGUCUCAGGGACAAUGUGAAGAUAUUUUUCUGGAAGAAAACGCCCACCAGGUUCCUCCGCCCACCCGAAACCUGUUGGAUGCCAGAGAGUUUGUCACUUGCUACUAGACAAGUGCGGCCCUUCUCCACCUCCGCAAGGAGGGACGCGACAACUGACAGCAUGAUGCUGAUCCCUGAAGAAUGAUUUGUGGACUUUGGCCAAACACAAUUCAGCCGCAAGUUCAAAAUAUUCCUGCCUCUCCUACCCGAAAGGAGAGAAGUGAGGGAUUACUUCAGAGUCACCAGCCAAGUCUAUUGGAAGGUUAAGUGAAGGGGAGAAAUCACUCUGAAAAACUAUAGUCGGCUAUUGCAGAUCCUGGUCAAGAAUGAACGCAAAGGAUCCAAAAGUGACAGAAGGAGGCCUCAACGUCACACUCACCAUACGACUUCUCAUGCAUGGAAAGGAGGUUGGGAGCAUCAUUGGAAAGAAAGGUGAAACUGUUAAGAAGAUGAGGGAGGAGAGUGGUGCUCGGAUCAACAUCUCCGAAGGGUCCUGCCCAGAAAGAAUUGUGACCAUAACAGGCCCAACAGAUGCCAUCUUUAAGGCUUUUUCUAUGAUUGCACUAAAAUUCGAAGAAGAUAUCAAUGCUUCAAUGACAAACAGCACGGUGACGAGUAAGCCACCAGUAACCCUGCGACUUGUCGUCCCCGCAAGCCAAUGUGGGUCCCUUAUAGGCAAAGGAGGAUCCAAAAUCAAAGAAAUCAGGGAGUCCACAGGGGCCCAGGUGCAAGUCGCGGGGGAUAUGUUACCAAACUCCACGGAACGCGCCGUGACUAUAUCGGGUACUCCUGACGCCAUUAUUCAGUGUGUAAAGCAAAUCUGCGUGGUUAUGCUUGAGUCUCCACCCAAAGGUGCAACCAUUCCUUACCGCCCCAAGCCGGCCUCUGCACCUAUAAUUUUUGCAGGUGGCCAGGUAAGAGCAGACACGAUUUUGGCUUCAGCUGGAAACCACACUGUCCUGGCCCAACCUCAGCCAGCGCCUGCCUUUACCAUUCAGGGGCAGUACGCGAUCCCUCAUCCAGAUUUGACCAAGCUUCACCAGUUGGCUAUGCAGCAUCCCCCCUUUACUCCCCUUGGGCAGACCACCCCUGGUUUCCCCGGAUUGGAUGCCAGUACUCCAACCAGUUCUCAUGAGCUCACCAUUCCAAAUGAUUUAAUAGGGUGCAUUAUUGGCAGACAAGGCAGCAAGAUAAACGAAAUCAGGCAGAUGUCAGGAGCUCAGAUCAAGAUUGCAAAUGCCACAGAAGGCUCGGCGGAACGGCAAGUAACAAUCACGGGAUCACCUGCAAACAUCAGCCUAGCACAGUACCUCAUUAACGCAAGGCUCUCUUCAGAAGUAAUGUGUCCCAGCAUGCUCUAGGGCAUGAACUGCCUGACAGGACUUUUCCCAGGCCCCCUGAGACAGUGCUUUCUGUGGACUAAUCGGCAGAGGAAAUAGCGGCCAUUUCUAACUUGGUCAUUCCGAGAUCUCAAUAAUAAACACUUUUACUCGUGAAGCAACCGGGCUUCCUCACUCCUAGGGUUGCUUUUCAUCACUGUUCUGAGUUAACGAUCCAGAGCUCAACGACAUGGAGCCAAAAUAAUUUUUUUUAAGAGAAAAUUUGUUGGUGUUCAUGCUUGGGCUGGUCUGAAUGAAGCGGGGAUGUUGGGUAUUUUUAAACCACUGUGCAGAUUUGACGGUAAAUGAAACAAGCUGUUUUUAUAAAUAAAACAUUUUCCUGACUUUGAAAAAAAAACAACGUCAUAGCUUUGUGCAUACAUGCAGCCACUGUGUUUUUAACUUUGCUUGUAACAGAGUUGUUGAUUUGUCACUUUAAACACAGUUUUUGCGACUUUGUCACCACUUGAGUUCGUUAGACAUAUGGCUUGUUUUUCAGUAACGAUUAAAAGAUUUUAACAUCAUUGCAAUUAAGACCCCAGUGCUUAUUGGGAAAGAGCAUUACACAAU